Rhinopithecus roxellana (golden snub-nosed monkey) is the source of this 1979-nucleotide messenger RNA. It is a transcript of the gene TBCE, whose product is annotated as tubulin folding cofactor E. The record is from RefSeq and is a predicted model, not a curated record. Gene Ontology annotation, cellular component: cytoplasm. Lineage: Eukaryota; Metazoa; Chordata; Mammalia; Primates; Cercopithecidae. Gene Ontology annotation, biological process: protein folding. The transcript has 17 exons. Bases 518 to 1762 code for a protein of 414 amino acids. Gene Ontology annotation, molecular function: alpha-tubulin binding.
GCACUUCCGGCCAGAGCCUAAAGCUUCACUGCUGGGCUGUGCGCUGGAGGGGAAGUUGCUCUGAACACCUGAAGUCUCCGCGGGCAGAUCUCAUAUUUUGGAUUCUGGAUAUAUUAUAAUGAGUGACACUUUGACACCGGAUGUCAUUGGUCGAAGAGUUGAAGUUAAUGGAGAAAAUGCAACAGUACGUUUUGCUGGUGUCGUCCCUCCCCUGGCAGGACCCUGGUUAGGAGUAGAAUGGGACAAUCCCGAGAGAGGAAAGCAUGAUGGGAGCCACGAAGGGACUGUGUAUUUUAAAUGCAGGCACCCAACAGGAGGAUCCUUUAUUCGUCCGAACAAGGUAAAUUUUGGAACAGACUUUCUUACUGCAAUUAAGAACCGCUAUGUGUUAGAAGAUGGACCAGAGGAAGAUAGAAAAGAACAAAUUGUUACCCUUGGAAAUAAACCUGUGGAGACUGUUGGUUUUGACUCUCUUAUGAAACAGCAAAGGGCCAGUGGAUAGCAUACAUACGUGCUUAUGUAUCCAUGUGAACUCUGUUUUUCAUGCAGUCAGCUGAGCAAGUUGCAGGAAGUUUCUCUGAGGAACUGUGCAGUAAGUUGUGCUGGUGAAAAAGGAGAAGUUGCCGAAGCAUGUCCUAAUAUUAGAAGGGUAGAUUUGUCAAAAAACCUGUUGUCAUCAUGGGAUGAAGUGAUCCACAUUGCUGAUCAGCUCAGACACCUGGAAGUCCUUAAUCUCAGUGAAAAUAAACUAAAAUUUCCCUCCGGUUCAGCAUUAACUGGAACGUUUUCUGCACUGAAGGUUUUAGUCCUCAAUCAAACAGGAAUAACGUGGGCUGAGGUGCUGCGGUGUGCCGCGUGGUGCCCAGGCCUGGAGGAACUCUACCUCGAGUCUAACAAUAUUGUCAUUUCCGGAAGGCCAACAGAUGUUCUCCAGACAGUCAAGUUAUUAGACCUUUCCUCUAAUCAAUUAAUUGAUGAAAAUCAGCUGUAUCUGAUAGCCCACCUGCCCAGGUUAGAACAAUUAAUCCUCUCUGACAUUGGAAUUUCUUCUAUACAUUUUCCUGAUGCUGGAAUUGGGUGCAAAACCUCCAUGUUCCCGUCCUUGCAGUACCUUGUAGUAAAUGACAAUCAGAUAUCACAAUGGUCAUUUUUCAAUGAGCUAGACAAGUUACCAAGUCUGCGGGCUUUGUCCUGCCUAAGAAACCCCCUGACCAAGGAGGACAAAGAAGCAAACGCGACGCGGCAGCUCAUUAUCGCCAGCAUUGGCCAGCUGAAGACCCUGAACAAAUGUGAGAUUCUCCCCAAGGAGAGGCAGACAGCUGAGCUUGACUAUCGAAAAGCUUUUGGAAAUGAGUGGAAACAGGCUGGUGGACAUCAGGAUCCGGACAAAAACAGACUCAGCGAAGAAUUCCUCACAGCCCAUCCGAGAUACCAGUUCCUCUGCCUGAAAUAUGGUGCACCUGAAGACUGGGAACUCAAAACACAACAACCAUUUAUGCUCAAAAACCAGCUACUAACACUGAAGAUAAAAUACCCUGAUCAACUUGAUCAGAAAGUCCUAGAGAAACAACUGCCGGGCUCCAUGACAAUUCAAAAGGUGAAGGGAUGGCUGUCACGUCUUCUCAAAGUUCCUGUGUCAGACCUUCUGUUGUCCUAUGAAAGUCCCAAAGAGCCGGGCAUAGAAAUCAAGCUGGAAAAUGACCUACAGUCAUUACGUUUUUAUUCGGUGGAAAAUGAAGAUUGUCUAUUAGUGCGAUGGUAACAACCAACUAAUAAAAUUUAGAGACUACACUGCUUAUCAUGUCUGGGGUUCAUCGGAAAUAAAUGAUCCACUGGAACAAUUCUGUCAAAAACAAAGGGGUUUACAACUUGCCCUAAGGAUAACAAGGGAUGUAUUUUCACCACUGAUGUAGUUUUUGUUGGGAAGCGACCAUUUCUAGGCUUAUACAUAAUAGCAGUAAUAAAGGCUUUGACCCUAC